CACUAUUUCUUUAAAACCGGUCCUCGUAUAAUCUUCAUUGAUAAUUAUUUAUUUUGUGGGUCACAUUAAUAUAUAUUUUUUUUAAAUUUUCAUUCAGUCGAUGUUCGUUGGUACUAGUUAUAUGAUGGUUUAUAAAUUUGAGCAAGAUUUAGUGAAUUUAGUAGAAAAUGUUGUAAAUGACAAACUUGAAAAUUGUGCAGUGAUAGUUCACGAUGGAAACAAAAAAGGCGAAGGUUUCCUGAGCGAUAUUAGUUUUAUAUCUUUAAACGAUAAAAUAUCUGGUGAAUUUUUUCACUUGGUUAUCAAAAAAGUUCAGUUCGGCGAAAAAGACAGUACUAAAGAACUGAUGUCUACGUCGUUUUUAAACGAAAUACAUUACUACAGAGAAAUAUUUCCAAUAUUACAAACUUUUCAAAAAACUUUCUCAGGGGUUAAAAUUUUUGAUAAUUUUCCAAAACUUUUAGCAACAUGUUCAGAUAAAGGCAAUGAAAAAAUUAUUUUACAAAAUUUGAAGUAUAAAAAUUAUGAAGUUCCACAAAAGUCUGCCCCAUUUGAAAUAAAAACUUUUGAAAAGAUUUUUAAAUUAUAUGCAGAUUUUCAUGCUCUUUCUUUUGCAUUCAAACAUCACAAUUAUGAAAAAUUCUUUGAAUUGACCGAACCAUUACAUCAUAGUAAUUUACUAUUUAGUAAGAACUUCUUGGGUGGCUACAUAAAAAGUUUUUUUAGAAAAGUGACACGAUUUUUUGAAAAUCAAGAUGAAGAAAUUGUUGGAAAACUUCAGAAGUAUUUUGACCAAUCCGUUCAUAUUUAUGAAAAUUGUAUGAUUUACGAAGGUUCAAAAUCUGUUAUUCUACAUGGUGACUGUUGGAGCAAUAACCUGAUGUUUAAAUAUAAUUCAGCAAGAGAAAUCGAAGAUAUUAAAUUGAUAGACUUUCAGCUUGGCUACACCGGAUCGCUAGUUCUUGACAUUAGUUACGCUUUCUAUGCAGGAGCUGGAAAAGAGAGUUUAGACAACUUAGAAUAUCUACUAAAAAUAUAUCACAACCAACUUAGCAGAACUCUAAAAUUAUAUGGUUGUGAUGCAGAAAAAAUAUAUCCUCAUGAAACCUUUAAACAGGAGUGGAAAAAAUAUUGCGUUUAUGGUUUUAUUCUGGGAGUUAUAGUAUGGCCUACCAAAUUUGCUACCGAUUUCAGUAACAUGCUGGGGUUUAAAGAUGUAAUGGAUAGAGAACAAUACGAUGAACAUGAUGAAAUUGAUGAUUAUGGUCUUAAAUAUGACCAAGACAAAUAUAAAGAGACUAUUUUAAAUCUUAUCAAACAUAUGUAUGAAAACGAUUUCUUAUAGAAAUAUUUAUAGUAUUCAAAAUAUUAACGUAUAAAACAUCAGUUUCUUCGUUUUUUCUUUGAAGGUAAAUUUGACGAAUCCUCAAAAAAGUAAAACUGACAUUUUCCGCAAGUGGGGUGAAAAUCUAAAUUUAAUAAUCGGUUGAAAUCCUUAUCAUCACAACAUAUCAGUUUUCCUUAAAACUGCAUGUUUUAGAUUGCAAAUACAAAAAAAAUUGAAAAUGAAAAUUUACCGUUGCCACUGCGAUAUAAAUGUUCAUCUGUCAGCUUUUGAGCCCUGUAGAGUUAUUGCCACGCGUCCGUUUCCAAGUAUACAUAUAUCAUUGAUAUGCUCAAAAAAAUAACGUGAAAAUUUCUAUUUCAAUUUUGCAGUUUAAAGAAAAGUUUUUUCUGUCACGUUUAAAGAGGCAAGAAAUAUGCUAUACUGACUAACUUUCCAUUUAUUGUCUUAUAUUUUUCAUCAUUUUCCAUUUUCCAUUUUCAAAUUUACUACGUUAACUAAUUUCAAAAAAAUAUUGUUCACAAUAAUUACGUAUUUUUGGCCAAAGAAUAUAAAUCUGUAAUAUAAAAUAUGGGUUUCUAUUAAUAAACAAAUAAAGUUGAGCUUGAAUGACCUUGACACUCCCCCACCUAAGGUCAAAGCAUCAUACACCCCGCGUAUUCCCCUUUGGGUUUUAUAACUUUUGUUUAAAACUUUUAAUCCUAUAUCUAAUUAUCCUUUAAUUUAUAAAACAAUAAAUAAUUUGUUUAUCAAUUUUAUUCAA
This is a messenger RNA of Psylliodes chrysocephalus, 2108 nucleotides long. Lineage: Eukaryota; Metazoa; Arthropoda; Insecta; Coleoptera; Chrysomelidae. The record is from the annotation of a GenBank genome assembly.